UAUAACCCUCCACGUCGAGUCGAACCGUCGGAGCAGCAGAGCCACCCUAUUCCUCUUCCGAGUCGGAGAGACACGUCGGCGACGGUGACGGCGAAGAAGAAGAGUAAGAUGUCGAGGGAAGUCGAAGAAGAGGAAGAGAAACGACGUCUUCAUAGGAAGCUCGAAGAAGCUCUCGAAGCCAAAUCUCUUCGUCGUAUCAUCAGUGCUUAUCUCAAUUAUCCCGAGGCUUCGGAGGAGGAUGUCAAACGAUGGGAAAGAUCGUUUAGGAAGCUGCCUCCUGCGCACAAGGCAUUGCUAUCCCAUUACCCUAUUAAAUUCCAGAAUUUAAGAAGGUGUAUAUCGAUGAAUUCGUAUUUCAUAUUUAACAUGCUUCAGGCAUUUGAGGCCCCUCUAGAUUUGAGUCAGGAUCUUGACAUUUGUGAAGAUUCAAACCCUGACUCUGCUCCAAAUGAUAAUCACAUUUUGGAUGAAAGACAUGACUCUACUUGUCAGCCUGCAUCAACAAAUAAUUGUGAAUAUCAGGAAAAUCCGGAAGGAAGUAAAGACGUGUACAAGUCAGAGACUGGAGUGCCAUCUAAUGAGGAGCUCCAAAGAGAUAAUCCUCAUGAUCGUCCCCCCAUGGACCGUUCUGGAGAUACAAGAAUGAACAAGGAGACAUGUAAUCGUGAUGGACACCCUAUAAGUUAUGAUGACUGCAAUGUAUCAUCACCAUCUCGGGAUUGGUUGGAUCCAUCAUUACAGAUACAUGUUCCUCUUGUUGAUGUAGAUAAGGUUCGUUGUAUAAUAAGGAAUAUAGUUAGAGACUGGGCAGUAGAGGGGCAGAAGGAACGCGAUCAAUGCUACAAGCCAAUCCUUGAAGAGCUUGAUUCCUUGUUUCCUAAUCGUCGGAAGCAGAGCCCCCCUCCUGCCUGUUUAGUCCCAGGUGCCGGGCUUGGACGGUUGGCCCUUGAAAUUUCAUGUUUAGGUUUCAUUAGCCAAGGAAAUGAGUUUUCUUACUACAUGAUGAUAUGCUCAAGUUUUAUUCUUAAUCAUACACGAGUGGCGGGUGAAUGGACAAUACACCCCUGGAUCCACAGCAACUGCAACUCACUAUCUGAUAAUGAUCAACUACGCCCCAUUUCUAUACCUGAUAUUCAUCCUGCAGGUGCAGGGAUAACAGAUGGUUUCUCUAUGUGUGGUGGUGAGUUUGUUGAAGUAUACAAAGACCCAAGUCAAGAAGGGAUGUGGGAUGCAGUUGUGACUUGCUUUUUCAUCGACACGGCUCAUAAUGUUAUUGAGUAUAUAGAAAUCAUAUCCAAGGUUUUGAAGGAUGGAGGAGUUUGGAUAAACUUAGGACCGCUAUUAUAUCAUUUUGCGGAUACGUACGGGCAUGAAGAUGAGAUGUCUAUUGAGCUAAGUUUAGAGGAUGUAAAGAGAGUGGCUUUCCAUUUUGGGUUUGAGAUUGAGAAGGAAAGGACUAUCAAAACAACGUACACGACGAAUCAUCGGUCCAUGAUGCAGAACAGGUACUAUGCAGCCUUUUGGACAAUGAGGAAGAAACCUUCUCCGGCUACGUAAGAAAGCCAAAAAAAAAAA
Messenger RNA from Tarenaya hassleriana, 1575 nucleotides. RefSeq names its product carnosine N-methyltransferase-like. Gene Ontology annotation, molecular function: S-adenosylmethionine-dependent methyltransferase activity. The coding region runs from base 109 to 1557 and encodes 482 amino acids. NCBI's taxonomy places the organism in Eukaryota, Viridiplantae, Streptophyta, Magnoliopsida, Brassicales, Cleomaceae. The record is from RefSeq and is a predicted model, not a curated record. The transcript is spliced from 18 exons.